Nicotiana attenuata is the source of this 957-nucleotide messenger RNA. RefSeq lists its product as uncharacterized. The record is from RefSeq and is a predicted model, not a curated record. Bases 1 to 957 code for a protein of 318 amino acids. NCBI's taxonomy places the organism in Eukaryota, Viridiplantae, Streptophyta, Magnoliopsida, Solanales, Solanaceae. The transcript has 2 exons.
AUGGGGAUGAGGCUGGAGUAUAUUCCACCAAGUCAUAGAGAUGGUAAGAUUGUCAUUCAAAUAGAGGAAGAGGAUGUAAGUGAGCUAAAGGAACACUGGGCGACUGCUUUAAUUGGGUAUGUACUUGGGGAUACUCCGUAUGAGAAAUCUAUGGAGAGCUAUGUUGAAUCAGUCUGGGAUUUUGUCACUAGACCUCAAAUCCUGUAUCACCAAGAAGGAUAUUAUGUGUUUCGAUUCACAACUGUGAAGGAAAGAGAUGCAGUCAUGCAAGCAGGGCCUUACUCAUAUCAUAACAAGCCAUUUAUUUUCCAGAAUUGGGAGAGGGAUUUCCACUUUGAUCCUAAGUGUAUCACUACUAUUCCCUUGUGGAUUCACUUACCUAGUCUGUCAGCUGGGUAUUGGACUGCUGAUGCAUUUAGCAAGGGGGCUAGUGCUGUAGGUUUACCAUUGUACACUAAUAAAUUUACAGUAGAAUUGAACAAAAUCUCCUAUGCCAGAGUACUUGUGAAAGUUGACAUUACAAAGCCACUAGUGGAGACUAUUGAGAUUGCAACUCCCAUUGGUACUAGACAACAGGAAAUAGUCUUUGAAUGCUGGAAUUCAACUAAACAGAAUGAAGAUGCUAAAUUCAAGGCCCCAAAAAGAAGGAAUAGAGGCAGAGGAAGGAAAGUUAUUCAGGAAUGGAAGCCAAAAGCACAGCAGGAACAAGAGGAGGGGAUUGGAGAAGAGAAUGAAGUACAACCUCCAAUUGACAAAGACAGGCAGGUCUCAGUAGAUAAGCCAGACCAAAGGAGCAUGAUGAUACAAAGGAGGGAAAACAAUGAAAGACAAAAUACUGCAGGUGUUCAGCAGGUGAUAAAUGAUGAGGCUAGCACUUCCAAUAGAUUUGCAAUAUUGGAAGAAUGUGGUGUACAAGGAGGGGUGAAUAACUCUGAUCCUAUACAAAAACCACCAUGA